AACACACCACCACCACCACCCACCCACCGACUACACUUGCCCCACGUUGGUCUUCUCUCCCACCACAUCUCCAACCCUGCCGCCGUCAACUCCCCCGUAUGCCCGCUUGACAAAGUCGGGGUCCAAAGAAUCUGCCAUCCUGUCGUCACAAUCAGCCAGGAUGCCGCUUCGACGGACCUCGGGCCACACUUUUAGCUCGCCCAGUAACCGCAUCCGCUCCUCCGAUAUACAGCACACUGACAAUCCAUCCUUGCACGAUGGAUCAAGUGCAAACAGUGGUUACACCCGUCAAGACCCACUCGUGGGUGAGCAAAAGGUCGUCACCUCCAUAGUCUCCCGGCUCGUCAACAAACUGCCAUGUAACUCUGGCAUCAAGCUCGCCAUGAUGGAAAUAGAUGAGGGCGUAAAGACUACCGUCGAGAGCUUGCUUCAGAUUUCAAGAAUCAGGCUGCCCCUUGUCGUUCACGCCCUCGCCAGCUCGCUCGAGACUUUAUCCAAGUACUCGGGAACAGGCGCUCUGAUCGAUGCCCCGUUGGACACCAUCCACUCCCAACUUUACCUCCUCCAAAUCCUCGUCCAAUGCCUCUCGGAAUCAUGGAAUUUGAACGCGAACGCGUCCACUCCUCCCCACUCUGAGCUGCCCGCGUGCUGGCCCGAUCCGCCACCACUCGACGACCAUUUGGCACGUCACCUCUUGGGAGUGCUUGUCAUCUACAUUCGCAUGCUCUCACAAGAGAGCUCUCAUGGCAACUCGGCAGGAUCGUUGGCACAGGUAUCCAACCGCGAUGGCAAGUCUCCAAGCUCGACGUCGGUUGCUGCCUGGGGUGCCCAGAUCAACGCCCCCGGCGCGAGCUCCUUCUCUCUGGGAGCCAACUUCAUUCAAGGUCACUCGUACCCAUCUGCCACAACUCCACGGCCACCUGGGAUCCCAGAGCAUGCCAGACUUUUGGCCCCCACCGCUUCCUCCCACGCAUCAGCUAUCAAGCAGAUGACCAAGAGAACCGCGCGAGUCAUCUUCUAUCUCUCGGCGUCCAACUGGCCACUGGUGCUGUCGCGCAUCAAGGCGCGCGUCGCACACCUGACAACGACGCUGGAGGAAAAUCCCGAGCUUUUCGAGCUGCGAUUCCUCGAGUGGGCGAAUGUAGAUGCUACACGUCUAGCUCAGGCACUCCAAGAAAUCUCGACACCAUUCCUGCACGUCAAGCGCCCUGCUCAAACGGCACUCGCGUCCGCUCUCCGCAAGGCGAUAUGGAACUGGAUCGAGGUCUACCCAGCAGAGUACCAAGCACUCAUUGAGGGAACGCGCAAGCUGGACGGUAACCCCGACGUGCUCUUUGACGUCCUCCUCUCAUUGUCCGACUCGUCCUCCACCAACAAACGCGUCAAGGUCUUCUACCCCCUCAUGGCAAUGCUCCUUGUCUUGUCGCCAGAUUCACUGAAGCGGUUGGCAAUGGGCGACGUUUCUCGAGGGGGAUCCGCAUUGGCCAAGAAGCACAACUUCCUGGACAGCCUGCGCAAGGGCCUUUCACAGAGCAAGUCGUAUGAGGCUUGCGCUAUCUGUUACGUCGACCUUGUCCGCGCCGCCAUGUGCUGCAGCCCACGGCUGGAGACGUCAGGCAUUCGCACGCUAGCGCCCGACCUCCAGAAUGACCUGAAGAAUGCGCUUUUCUACUCAUCCCUCGCUGCCGAGAUCACUGACAUCAACAUUAUUGUUGAUGGACUCGUCGCGCUCUACCGCUUCAACCCGACCGGGACUACCCAGGUCAUUUUCCCCAAGCUCUGGACCGACAACUCGGAUAACAGCAAAAUCAUCGGUGUGCGCGCUUGUACGGCACUGGUCAUGGAAGGCCAGCGUCUUCCCUGGCACCCUGGGAUCGGCGGUUUGCGCGCCGAGGUCGCCCGGGCCAUCCGUGGUAUGCUCCGCUCUACUGCUCCAAGCGUCAUCAACCAAGGCAUCAACCGACGCGGGCGAAGCAGUCUUGACCUUCCGUCUACCCAGACGGAUGUCACCUGGGAGAUCCUCAAUCUCAUGGCCCUGGACCCCUCGUUUGCGUACGAGGGCUUGGGCGACUCCCAGGACACGCUCGGCAACCUGUUGGGUGGCAUCUCAUCGCUCACUGCGGUCUCAUGCCCAAUGACAAUUCGGGCUCAGGCGGCCAAGACGAAUCUCGUGCUCCUCGACCGCCUUGUGGAGCAGUGCAAGACGGAUCCCGCAAGGGCUAACCAGGCCAACCAGUCGGCCUUGUUCAUAUGGCAGAUCCUUAUCGACUCUAGCCGUCGCUUCCUUGUCGACUUCCAGCUGGGCGAUAUUGACGACAUGGCCAUGAUGUGCGGGGCCUUCCGAUCAACUGUACACUCCAUGUUGAACGUCGUCACAUCGCUGCCAGAGCUUGCGAAAGCACCUGCAGCCCGGCCCGCCGUGCUUGUGGCUAAAGUCGCUACCGUCACGAGCUUGACCGGCCCAGACGUCGAGCAGACGAACAUGGCUGCGCCGGCACUUCAGGCUCUAAGUAAGCUGAUGAUCGUCGUUCGGUCGUCUGUCAGCAACAGCCAAGCUCAGAUGGACGAGAUAACCGGCCACAGCAACAUGUUGGCUGAGCUGGGUAGCCUGCCCCCUGCCACUGGCCGGAAUCAACAGCAGCGCGCCAUUCGCCGCAUCAUGAAGUCCCACGUCCGGUCCUCGACAUUGCUUGGUGGUGUCUGGAUCGGCCUCGCUGCUCGUCUCCGCAUCCUCACAAACAAGAUCCACACCGCGGAGUCGGACGAAUCUGAAAAAGACUACGGUCGCCGUCGCAACAUGGCUGCUGAUAUCGAGGGUCUUACUGAGGACGAAUCUAAAGAGUGGCAGAACCUCGUCUCGUUCUUGUGUGCCACCAGUGGUGUUUGCGCCAGCGACACUGCUGCCAUUCCCAACAUCUCAGACGUGGUAGGCAAGGGCGUUCUGCCGCGGGUGUACGAUGAAGCAACCGACCUGCCCGCCCAGGUGGAGAGCCUGCUGCGCGAAUGUGUCGACUUCCUUGUCAGCAACUCGAUUUACGUCCGCGAGUCAAUCAAGGACGCUCUCGGCAACGAGCUCCCACUCAGCCUCUGCCGGGUCUUGGUCGUCCAAAUGACCAAGCUGCUGUCGCACUCGACCGGCCCUACCGGCGUAGCGACAUCAGAAGCGUUCACAACCUUUGUCGACCAGGUCGUCGCCGUCAUCCGACUGUGGGUGGAGCGUGUCAGCCCCGGCGAGAACAGCGGUGUCCAGGUGGAUCUCGGAGAGUUACUCUACCUCAUCGCCCAGUACACUCAUCGCCUGGGCCGUGAAGAUGCCUCGCAGCGCAUCAAGAUCAAGUUCUGCCAGCUCUUCGAGGCCGUCCUCGGAAAGCCCGAGUUUGUGGUGCUCGGCAACGCCACCAAGCUGCGCAAUGCCGUCCUCGAGUGGAUGUGCGAGUGGUCGAUCGAAACUCUCCGCGACGAGUUUCACAUCGGCAUACAGGACAAGGUGCAGCGUGAUCUCGACAUAUCAUGUUUGCGCGCCAUGAUCCCCAUCACCGAUGGCUUGGUCAUCCGCUCUGCAGGAGAUGACUCGGAGGAUUCGCAGAACGUCGCCAAGGCCCGUCUCUUCUACCGCUAUUACGUGCUUCUCGUCCGCGUUCUUGAGAGAUCCAACAAUCACGAGUCUGAGUCUUCGCACGUGGCAAGAUCGGUGUCCAACAUGAGCACAAAGGCAGGGAGCAGCGAGAGUUACCAAGCGCUGGCGAUCCUGGUUCUCUCGAACCUGCUCUCCGCCAAUGUUGACGUCGGUCUGAAGCACUGCCUUUCCCUCGCCUACCAUGAAGACUCGACCAUCCGCACGGCCUUCAUGCAGCUGGUCUCCAACAUCCUGCAGCAAGGUACGCGUUUCGGCGGUCUGGCUGUGAAGAAUGCGACCGCCCCGAAGGGCUACUUUGACGCCCUUGCAUCGCCAAACCUCUCACUUGCGGUCGCCAUCUGCGAGGUCUGUCCGCCCAACGAGCUUGACGAAAUGUCCUCGCUUCUUUUCCGCGUCUUCGAGUCCAAGGGCAAUCUGCUCAGCCUCAUGAAGGUUCUCGUCGAGCGUGACGUCGGUCUCACGAGCCACGAGUCUGAGCUCUUCCGCGCCAACUCGAUCAUGACCCGUCUCAUGACCACCUUCGCCAAGACGUACGGCUACAACUACGUCCGCGGCUGCCUUACUCCUUUGGUCGUAUCCAUGGGCGAGAAGCCCAUAGAGUGCUCUUUCGAGCUCGACCCUGCGAAGAGCAGUGCCACGGAAGAUAUCGACCGCAACGCCGAGCACCUCCGCCUGAUGUGCCAGGCUCUGCUCGACAUCAUUUACAGCUCGACCCCAAACUUGCCCGUCCUCUUCCGUGCGCUGUGCCACCACAUCUGGGAGGUUGUGGACGAUCGAUUCCCUGACUCGAGGCACUCGGCUAUCGGCUCGUUCAUCUUCCUGCGCUUCUUCUGUCCAGCGAUCGUAUCGCCGGAGAACAUCGACCUGGACAUCCCGGCCGAGAGACGCGACACGCGCCGUGCCCUCGUCUUGAUAACCAAAGUUAUCCAGAAUCUGGCCAACAACGUUCUGUUCGGGAGCAAAGAGGUUCACAUGAAGGUUCUCAAUCAGUUCCUUUCCGACAACAUUCGUCAGGUGACCAAGUUCCUGGCCGAUGUUGCGCAGCGACCGCGCAGCUGGGAGGUAGCAGCGGCCACCAAGAUGUACCAGGAGGAGACAGAGCGCUCCAUUGACGUCGAGGCCGACAACGUCAUCAUCCAGAAGUUCAUCUUCAAGCAUUUUGCGCGUCUGGAGCCCGCACUCGAGAACAUGCCGACAUCAUACCGCACCCGCCAGGGGACGUCGUCACGGUCCGUGCGCCUCGAUCUUGACGGCAAGGGAGCCCUCGCCAACCUGCGUCGGAUCAUGGAAGAGACGGGGCCGCUGCCCGACCCGGUGCUGCUCAGUGUUAGUGCCCGUUCCCAGGUCUACGACGACUUCAUGCGCCAUAACGCUGGCCGCAACACGGACAGCGCUGCCUCUGCCUUUUACGAGGGACAGCCGAACCAAACUGGAAGGAGGAUAUUUUACCUGAUCCUCGCGCGCGUCGCUCUCGUCGACUACGACCUGCUUGCGUACCGGAUCUUCUCGCUACUGGACAGCGUGACAGACUUUUUCGACGUCAUCAUCGACAUGACCGACUUCUCCCCGCAGAGCGAAAUCCCGGUCCCGUGGCUGAGGCGUUCACUGCAAAUGUGCCCACCACAGAUCAUGCCGCUGAUCCACACCUUGGUGCUGUACAACCCCAACUCAUACGUCAAGAAGCGCUUCCGCCCGUUGCUCGCCGAGUUCUUGCCGUACGCGCCGACGAUGAAGAACGUCAUUGCAGCAAGCUCGCCUGCCGAAAUCCAUGACUACAUCCCCGCUUUCAAUGGUUACGAGCUUCCUGAACGAACGAAGGUCCUUGCGUACAAUGCUGAGAACGUUUUCACCAACCUUCUCUGUGUUUCGGAUCACGAGCAAUUGGUCCCCGUUGUGGUCAAGCUGUCGACCGAGAGCAUCCAGGUCGCCUCAUGGAGGAAACAGGACCUCACCCCGACAGUCAAGUCGUACAUUAUUGACGUUAUUGACCUGGCCGAGGUCAACGAGAUUACGAUGGGCAGACAGAACGCCGAUCAGUUGACCCUCAAGUACUCGCACAACAAGACUGUCACGUUCACUUCACGAAUGGAGCGCAAUGAGCUUGCUCAGAUCAUCCGUGCAGCGGUCAGUCGCUUCCGAAACACGCCAUCCGACGACCGCAUUCUGCGCCCGACAGACGUACCGGGAACGCUGCUCAACGUUGCCUUCCUCAAUCUCUCGUCGAGCGAUGAAACUCUGCGCCUGGGCGCAUACAACCUCGUGCACGAGUUGUGCCAGUUCUUCAAAUACGACCUCGCUUCGCAGGUUCUCAAGGUGUCGACGGGUCUCACCAUACCGAGCAACUCGUUGUCCUUUGUCUACAAGCUCAGCAAUGCUCUUGCUACGACAGCCCAAACCCUCACUCUCGAGUUCCUCAAGGAGUGGACGGUUGGUUUCUCAAAGGCCGACACACCGCAGAAAGCCGCCUGUCUGCACUACGUCGGCCCGUGGCUCAAGAAUCUCGAGCAGUUCGCCAAACCCUCCCGCGAUGACGGCGUCGAGAACACUAAGCAGGUCGCCGACGUCGUCAGAGGCCUCAUCGCUUUGACUGUCGCCGAGCGAAAGCGCCUCCAUCUCUCUAUUCAGGAGCAUGUGUGGAAGGUUUUGGCCGGCUCGCACGAGGCUCUCAUCGACCUCAUCGUGCGGGAAUUGCUGCACCUCGCCGUCAACGCGGGACCCGGUUCUGAGAAGGCGGAGGGCGCAGCCGACAUUCUCGUGUCGCUCAGCUCGACUGCUGUCCGUGGCAAGGUCGUCGCCCGCCUCCGCAAGAGCAUCGGACAGACGUGCGUCAAGCCUACUAAUCUUCUCAGCGACAGCCCGUCCUGGAAUGAGAUCUGCACGCUCGCCCGCAUCAACCUCGCUCUCGCGUUUAGCCCACCCAACGCUCUCGACACGCAGCUGUUCCUGCCGGACCUCUUCCACACGAUCGUCCUCAUCUCGGGCAUUGGCCCCGUUAUGAUGCGCCAAAUUGUGUACGGCCUGGUGAUCAACAUACUGCAGUCGCUGGCCACCAUAGCAGCUGCUGGCGAAAUGGACGCCACCACUCUCCAGCACCUGCUCCAGCGGGCACAACAACCCGAGAUGAUCCACGCGUUUGGCCUGGUGCAGAACCCCGGCAGCCUCGAGCUCGCUGGAGCCCUACACUGGGACCCGACUGGCGUGGCGCACCUCGACUCCUUGUACAAGGUGACGAAUUUCCUGGGCGAUGUCCUCACCGCGGGUGCCCCGUCCAUGGACUGCGCCAACGCCUGGCGUGCGCGCUGGAUGGGCCUUGUUGCGGCGACCUGCUUCCAACACAACCCUGCAACACAGCCCCAGGCAUUUAUUGCCCUCGGCUAUCUUGCCCAGGAUGACGUGGACGACGACGUUGUCUACCAGAUUGUGGUGGCACUCAGCGGUGCCUUCAGCCACUUCCACGAGGACGACACUGUGCCAGUGGUCAGCAUGUUGCGCUGCUUGGCUCGCGUUAUGGGUGGUUUACACACCGACAGCAAGUACGCCAACGUCCUCUUCUGGAUCGCCGUCUCAAUCCUCCAACUGGCGUACAUCCCGCUGUUCGGCCCAGCGCUCGAGCUACUGCUCACAACCAUCCGCCACAUGCGUGCAACCCACUCCUCCAAGAACAUCUUUGGCGAGCUCAUGGAGACUCGCGCGGCGACUGGCGAGCAAGCUAGCAGGCUCGACCAGAUGUGCGGCGUCAACUUUGACACCGACCCGUACUACUCGCUGGUAGCCAUCAUCAACAAGGGCGUGCGCCAUCCCAAUACACGCGCUCUCACCAUCGAGACGCUCACGGAACUUCUCCGCCUCUCGUGCGCUGAGGAGGCCAUCGAAGACCGCGACCGGCUCAUACAGGGACGCAGUGUGCCGUUCUUUACAGCGCUCCUGCCGCUCUCGGCAAGCAGCACGGCGUCGGUGUCUGAACUUCUCCAGGUCGCCAACGUCGCGUUGGAGAACGACAAGAUGCCAGACAUUGCCAACCUUGGCGUCUACGACUUGUUGUCACUGCCCGACAACUCCAAGGUGCUCCUUUUCGUUACGCUCAUCGUGACCAUCCUCACCAACGUGAGCAGCGACGCCGAGAAGUUGGUGCUCUACCGCUUGUUGGCAGAUGCGAGCAUGGACGCGCCAGACGUGGUCGCGACGGCGUAUGACACGCUCAUCCCGCGCAUGACAGGCGUUCUCACAACCACCACGUCGACGGCCAUUCUGCAGAACGUCACGCUCAUCUUUGAGCGCGCUAUGGCCGACGCAUCAUACACGUUCCCGACCGGCAUAGCGACCGACAGCAGCUCGUCUGUGCACAAGAAGAACUACUCGGCCAGCGUCAGCUCGGGCCAGACCAACAUCAACGUCCGCCCACGCGAUCAGGUUCUUGAGGACCUUGGCAUGAAGGGCCUGACGGACAUGAGUUUCAGCGGGGUCAAGCUCGAUCGCCUCUCGAACAUGUCCAAGUACAUUGCGACGCUCAUCGACGCCUUCUCGCAGUCGAUCUAACCGAUUCCACGUCCAGCAUUGCAACCCCAUCACGAAUACCCCGGUCUUACUCUACC
Messenger RNA from Cutaneotrichosporon oleaginosum, 8229 nucleotides. RefSeq lists its product as uncharacterized. The record is from RefSeq and is a predicted model, not a curated record. Gene Ontology annotation, biological process: regulation of GTPase activity. NCBI's taxonomy places the organism in Eukaryota, Fungi, Basidiomycota, Tremellomycetes, Trichosporonales, Trichosporonaceae.